GGUGGUCGCUCUUAAAUUCACAUUUGGAUGGUGGAGCGUGUUUAUGUUUGGAUUUUCCUGGGGAGGGUCGGCGAAAGGUCUAGAGGAAAGGGGAGGGGGAGCAGUUUGCACAGCUUAUUUUUGAGAGCACUUUGAUGCCAUGAUUUCUCGGGGGGUCUCCAACUUCCUCGCAAGCCGUUGGCAGGAGUGAGAAGCAGGUCUCCCUCAGAACCGAAAGGUACAGAGCGUGGAAGAGGACGUUCCCGACUCGCCCUCAGCCGGCACCCACAGACCUGGCGGAUCUGGUUCUGGCGGGAGUUCCAGGAGGGAGUACGGCCCUCAACUUGUCUGGGAGGCUCUGUGUCCCCUGGGGCCCUGUGUGAGGAGAACUUCAGGUUGGGGUCACAGUUGGCCGUCAAGUGAACCACAGGCUCAUCCUCUCCUGAGAUCAUGUACCCACAAGGACGGCACCCGGUGCCCCUGCAGUCUGCCCAGCCCUUGAAAUUCACUGUCCUGGAAACCCUGGACCGCAUCAAGGAGGAGUUUCAGUUCUUCCAGGCCCAGUACCACAGCUUGAAGCUGGAGUGCGAGAAACUGGCCAGCGAGAAGACCGAGAUGCAGAGGCACUACAUCAUGUACUACGAGAUGUCGUACGGGCUGAACAUCGAAAUGCAUAAACAGGCGGAGAUCGUGAAGCGCCUCAGCGCCAUCUGUGCCCAGAUCGUCCCCUUCCUGUCCCAGGAGCACCAGCAGCAGGUGGUACAGGCGGUGGAGAGGGCCAAGCAGGUCACCAUGGCUGAACUCAACGCCAUCAUUGGGCAGGUACAUCAAAGCGACGUUCAGGGACAGCAGCAGCAGCUCCAGCACCUGUCUCACCACACCCCCGGCAUGCCCCUGGCCCCCCACCCCGCAGCGGUGUCCCUAGGGGGCAGCGCUGGGCUUAUGGCUCUUUCUGGGGCACUUGGGGGAGUGGCACACCUGGCCAAGGACGAGCGCAGCCACUUGGAUGAGCAACUAAGAGCUGGGACACCAGGCAGGAGUAAGUCGGUGUCAUCGACGGACAGCCAGCCCACAGAGGACCGCCAGGGCACCUCGGGCGUCUUCCCCGCUCAGACAGCAGGGGGCGACGUCAAGAGGAAGCGUAGCGAUGACAAAGAGCCCCUCACAGCACACUAUGACAGUGAAGGGGACAAGAGCGAGGACAACCUGGAGGUGGACGUGUCCAAUGAGGAGCCCGCAUCCCCGGCUGGCGGACCCCGUCCCGCCUGCUCCCCCCGGAGCAAUGGGCCUGACCGGGAGCUGGCCCUCAGGAAGGAGCCACAUGGGAGCCCCAGCCCGGGCCGCACCUCCCCCGCACCUCACAGCCCCCCGACUCCCAGUAAGGCCAGGGAUUCCCAGAUGGAGAAAUCAGCUUCCCCCUCCUCCAACUCAGGGACUCCUUCCCCCUCGCACAGGGACGCUCUCACCCCAGGUCCCAGCUCCUCCUGUCUACGCCUGGCCAGCAAGUCGUCCUUGGCUGACCCCUUAGCCCUGCGGAGUCCGCUGUCUCUGUCCUCCAGCUCGUAUCCGACUCAUUUUGGGGCCGUGUCCCACGGGGGGCUGAACGGCGAGCUGGCCAGCCCCGGCGGCUUUGCGGGUGCUAUAAGCCUCUCGCCACAAAUGAGCACAGCUGCCGGGGGAUAUACCCGCAGCCCCAUGGUGGCGCAUGAGUCUCGUUCCCACCUCAGGCCCCUUGGGGUGUCCUCGGCGGUUCCUGGCACAACAGGCAGCAAGCCGGCCUACUCCUUCCACGUGAGCGCGGACGGGCAGAUGCAGCCUGUACCCUUUCCCCCCGACGCCCUGCUGGGCCCAGGGAUCCCGCGCCACGCCCGGCAGAUCCACACGCUGAGCCACGGGGAGGUGGUGUGUGCCGUCACCAUCAGCGCCUCCACCCGGCACGUCUACACCGGCGGUAAGGGCUGCGUGAAGGUGUGGGACAUCAGCCAGCCGGGCAGCAAGAGCGCCAUGGCCCAGCUGGACUGCCUGAACAGAGACAACUACAUCCGCUCCUGUAAGCUCCUCCCCGACGGGCGAACUCUGAUAGUGGGAGGGGAGGCCAGCACCCUGUCCAUCUGGGACCUGGCCACGCCCACCCCCCGCAUCAAGGCGGAGUUGACAUCAUCGGCCCCCGCUUGCUACGCUCUGGCCAUCAGCCCCGACAACAAGGUUUGCUUCUCCUGCUGCAGCGACGGAAACAUCGUGGUCUGGGACCUGCACAACCAGACCCUGGUCAGACAGUUCCAGGGCCACACAGAUGGGGCCAGUUGCAUCGACAUCUCCAACGACGGGACCAAGCUGUGGACGGGGGGGCUGGACAACACGGUGCGCGGGUGGGACCUGAGGGAGGGGCGGCAACUGCAGCAGCAUGACUUCACCUCCCAGAUCUUCUCUCUGGGCCACUGUCCCACAGGAGACUGGCUGGCCGUAGGGAUGGAGAGCAGCAACGUGGAGGUGCUGCACGUGUCCAAGCCCGACAAGUACCAGCUGCACCUGCAUGAGAGCUGUGUGCUCUCGCUCAAGUUCGCCUACUGCGGGAAGUGGUUUGUGAGCACCGGCAAGGACAACCUCCUCAACGCAUGGAGGACCCCCUACGGAGCCAGCAUAUUCCAGUCCAAGGAGUCGUCGUCGGUGUUGAGCUGUGACGUGUCUCCAGACGACAAGUUCAUCGUCACCGGCUCUGGGGACAAGAAGGCCACUGUGUAUGAAGUCGUGUACUGAAGUCAGCAGUCAGGAUGUCCCCUGCCUUUCAGGAUGUCCCCUGCCCAAUUCCUCUCUUCUUCCCAAGCAAGGCCUUCAGCUCAGUUUGACCCCCCCCAAUCCACAUCCAGCUUUGAGUGUGUGUGUGUGUGUGUCUGCCUCCAAUUUGGCCUAUAGCGACCCCCUUACUGUUUAUUUAUGUAGUAACGUAGACCUGAGAGCAGCGACAGCCAGAUGGUCCCUGGAGCUGUUGGGGAUUAAGGUCCCAGUGGUGAAAAGACACAUUGUUACACACGGAGAACACACCGCCGACCCUGGAAUUUGAACCAACAACCUUCUGAUCACAGGCAGAGUGUCCAGACUUGCUGAGCCACACACACCCUUACAACACUGUAAGCUGACAGAGGGUGUAAUUCCUGUACUUUCCUGAUGAACAUGCGGUCAGAGAAAAGCCCAUGAGGGAUGUUAAUGUGAAGCCACAGUAAAGCCCAAUGCAAUGACACUGAAAAUAAACAAGCGUCUGCAUUAGUCCAACCAGCCCAGUAAUGAGGGCCCCCCCCCCCCCUCCCCCGGGACAGGACAGGGGGGAAAUCUGAUAUCACCUUCCAUUGUGAGGUACAAUUAUACAAACAUGCCCCCGCUUGCCUAUUGGAAAUUACAUGUAAAUACAAAGAUGCUCACGGCAUUGUUUCCAAAUUGCUCGCAUCUUGAAAACUCGUGCUGGCCGUAUUGAACAAGCACUUCUUGGGUUUAAAAAUAAAAUCAGGAUGAUUAUGAAUUCUCGGACCUCAGAUAAAGCUGGUUUCUCGAUGUCCGCGCGUACAGAGGGACACGGCAGCGAUCGCCCCUGCCCUGUUGUGACACUCGGCGGGGUUCGGGCCUGAUGUUCCUGUCCGCGAUGUGGGUUAUAGCCAUUGCAGUACGUCAUAGCCGACUUGUCCACACAGACUCAAACAAAAUUACAGCACUUUUUAAAACCCUGUAUUAUUUGAUCUUAAUUAUGGAAUAUUAUUAAGGUAUGCAAAAUAAAGUUUUGGCUCUUGACUA
Messenger RNA from Brienomyrus brachyistius, 3762 nucleotides. RefSeq names its product transducin-like enhancer protein 4. Gene Ontology annotation, biological process: negative regulation of canonical Wnt signaling pathway; regulation of DNA-templated transcription. Gene Ontology annotation, molecular function: transcription corepressor activity; protein binding. Gene Ontology annotation, cellular component: nucleus; transcription regulator complex. The transcript has 21 exons. Lineage: Eukaryota; Metazoa; Chordata; Actinopteri; Osteoglossiformes; Mormyridae. Bases 430 to 2736 code for a protein of 768 amino acids. The record is from RefSeq and is a predicted model, not a curated record.